Messenger RNA from Salvia miltiorrhiza (redroot sage), 1188 nucleotides. RefSeq names its product nuclear pore complex protein NUP98A-like. The record is from RefSeq and is a predicted model, not a curated record. Gene Ontology annotation, molecular function: structural constituent of nuclear pore. Gene Ontology annotation, biological process: post-transcriptional tethering of RNA polymerase II gene DNA at nuclear periphery; RNA export from nucleus; protein import into nucleus. Lineage: Eukaryota; Viridiplantae; Streptophyta; Magnoliopsida; Lamiales; Lamiaceae. The transcript has 10 exons. Gene Ontology annotation, cellular component: nuclear pore; nuclear pore cytoplasmic filaments. The coding region runs from base 1 to 969 and encodes 322 amino acids.
AUGACUGAUUCUCCUUUGAAUUCAGGUCCAUUGGCUGUUGCUGCACGUUCCUUUCACGUUCCAUCUUUCUUCUGUGCUGAAGUAUUCGUCUUCAUCUGUAAUGAAGUGGCGCAUGACGAUCCUUCGAGCAUCUUGCACAAGAUCAGUCUCUUUGAUGAUCUGAUUUUGGAAGAUAAUCUACUUGAAGGAAAUCUGCCAGAAAACCUUGGAAGUUUGAGUAAUUUGAAGCUGUUUAGUAUUAUGACUACAAACACAGUUUUGCAUCACAUGAACUUUAAGAACUUUAGACUAUUUGGUGUUUCCUUUUGCUAUUCUUGGAAUCGGAAUGACUACUUUGUGUAUCUUGUUUCUCUGGCGAGGGCCAUUUCACAGGGGACUGCAUCUACAUUUGGUACUGGCUUGGGGUUUGGUAACACUCAGUCUUCCCCAUUAUUCCAGUCAACGACACCUACGCUUGCACAGACUAGUUCACCUUUUGGACAUACAUCUGCAUUUGGUCAAAGUGCAUCAGGUUAUGGUCAGUCAAAUUUGUUUUCUACACCCUCUACGGGUUUUGGUGGCAAUUUGUUUUCCAGCAGUUCAUCGCUUCUAAGCAGCACCGGCGCCUUGGGAUUUGGUCAAACAACUCCUUCACUUUCUACUCCAUUUCAAUCGGCACAGUCAGCUCCUGGGGGUUUCAACUUUAGCAAUUUUGGCCAGUCACAAGCAGCUGCUCCAAGUGGCUUUGGUGGCACCCCUGGCAUGUUUAGCAAUACUGCUUUUGGACAAGUGCCUGGCACUCAAGGUACUGUUGCUGCACAAGCAGCUCCCAUGACAAAUCCCUUUGGAACUUUACCUACAAUGCCUCAGGUGUCAAUUGGUCGCACAGGGACUUCCCCUUCUGUUCAGUAUGUGUUGCUUGGACAGGUGCAGGGGAAAAGGAGUAAAUGCUUUAUAGCUUCUUGUAGUAAUACCUUGUGUGAUCCAUGAGAUUGACAAGUGAAAGGACAAUAUUGGUUAUGAAGACCUUUGUUACUUUUGGAUAUGAUGUUCCAACGGCUACUAUUUUGAACUUUUUUUGUUUGUAUUAGUUUAGGGUGGAUUUAAACAUUAAAUCCAAACUUGUAGGAUAUUGUAUUAUAUAAUAUGGAUGUAAGAUUGUUAAUGUUGGAUAAUUAAUUAUGGAUAUGUUAUUGAGGAUUUAAAUUA